AUGAUCAACACUGCGCACCGGCGAUGGGCGCGCUGCCUAGUGGCAGCAUCUGUCGUGGCACUGUGCAUGGCUGGCGACGGCCAGGGCUGCGGGCCAGCAGUGCACAACGAAGUGGCCGAGCGGGCGCGGCAGUGGUUUGUCUCGCCGCAGGGUGCGUCCAAUAAUGGUGCCGUAGCAAAGUACCGCUCGAUCCUUGACAGGCAAGUGUCCUCUCUGCAGGCGGGCGUGGCGUUUCCAGACUGGGGCUACGGCUGCAUGUCGAUGGAUGAACCGGCGGAGGCGGCCCACUGGACGCCAUUCCUCGAGGUUGGUGUUGCGUACCUCCUGCGCACGUACUCGCAGCCAUACAGCGCGCAGGCUGAGCAGCUGGUUGCAUUUCUCUUUGGCAUUGCGUCGCACCAGGUGGCUGACGAGCAGUGGCACAGCCUCGGGGGCCUGCGCGACGGCUUCAUGGUGGCCCUGGCCAACUCGACCUUUGGCGGCGAGUACUCCCGGGCGCACGACGUGCUGGAUGUCGGCGGCGACUUUGCCAUGGCGCACAUGGACGGCCUGCGCUACAUUCUGGACAAGUGGUUGGUCCCCGUGGACGACGUGCUUGCCAUCUACAGCGAGAUGGGCCUACAGGUGGCGCAGUGGCGAAUGAAGGUGUGCAUUACCCGGCAGUUCUAUGCCAUGGAGGCGGUCAAGCGCUUUGGAAUGGGCAUGUUUCCGUCGUACGCGUCGAGGGCGCCGAUGCUGACGGAGCGCAUUGUCGACUACUAUAUUGGCGGCCUGUCUGCCAUGGCAGCCGGGACUGCCGACUGCUGGCAUGCGCUGGUCGACUGGUUCGGCCAUGGCGACUUUUCAAAAAGGUGCCUGGUCAGCGACCGCCGCCAGCCGCAGCCGCGGCCAAACCGUACGCGUGCGUUUGGCGGCAAGUCACCAGCGCAGGCGCUGCUCGACGAGAUGUGGCCGCGCGAGCAGUGGAUGCAGAGUGUCGGCGACAGCAUUGCGGCAGUUGGCGACAGCAAGCCGUGGAUAGUGAGCGCCAGCAGCCUGCGCUUCCCGGCGCUGCCGCCAAAGCCAGCACAAAACAGCAAGGUAAAUGGCACUGUUCGUGGUAAUUCACAUACAAACAGGCAGCAUGCCUUUGCUCCCAAACACCAGCGCCUGUUAUCUCAAGACAGCCGGCCAGCCGCCUUUGAAGCGUGUGCUGAGCUCUCUACACUCUUCCCGCUGAUCAAGCAGCUCUACUCGACUAGCGCGUACUCUGGGUUUGGCACCGCAGUGGCGACCGGCGACUUUAGCGGCAGCGGGCACGCCAGCGUGGCUAUUAGCGCACCCUACUACGCAAACAGCAACGGCAACAGCAGCGCCGGCGCAGUGUUUGUGCUCAACAAGCUGGACAUCAGCUACGCGUUCUCGCAGCAGAACAUUGACGACGCGGAUCCCCAGGUUCUCUUGCCGCCAUUCAGUGCCAGCACGCGCUUUCUCGCGUUUGGGUCGGCGCUCGCAGUCAUCGAUUACAAUGCCGACGGCAUUGCCGAUCUGGCCGUGGGCAGCACCGCAUACGGGCCGGACCCGGCAGGCUCGCUGCUGGGCCGCGUUGACGUGUAUCUCGGCCACCAGGGCGCCGGCCUGUCCUCGGUGCCAGACUUUACGCUGACAGCCACACAGCUUUCAGAGUACACGGACAGCCCCUUCUCGCAGCAGCGCAUCGGCGGGUUUCUGUUUGGUGAGGACGUCAACAACGACGGGUUUGUCGAUCUGCUUAUCGGCGCGCCCUACCAUUCUGACGUGCCCUAUGAGACGCAUGCGGGCCGCAUGUCUGGGUACAUCUCGGGGCCGCGCGCGGGCCAGGGCAGCGGCCAGAUGGGCCCGCCGGACUUUACGCUGGUGUCUCCGCAGCGCCAGCCAUUUGAGUGGUUUGGGUUUUCGGCCCGUGCCGUGCACCUGAGCGAGACAAAUACCACGCUGCUGCUGGUGGGCGCGCCGGGCCACGCCCAGGCGGACCCAGACACAGGCGCAAACCAUACGCUGGCCGGCUCGAUAUAUGCAUUUUCUGUAAACGCAGCGGACCCAAAGGGGUCGCCACCAGAGUUCCGCGGCCUUCACUUUGCCGCGUCCAAGGGCAGCACGCAGCUCGGCAGCCAGAUGCACGUGUGGCAGACAAAUGGUUCAAGGCUGGUGCUUUUUGGAACGCCCUCGGAGCACAGCUCAGAGCUGGCUCAGGGUGGUCUGAUUGGCCCAGAGAAGCCCGCACGCGGCUGGCAGGCCGGCCAAGUGCGCGUGUUCGACCCGGCCCUGUGGAAUCCGGCCGACGCAACUGGUGUAAAUGGGAAAGAUGCCAAUAACCCCGUCGGGCUGCUCAGCACCCUGCGCGGCACGCAGAGUCCUGGCCAUUUCGGCCGUGCCCUGGCUUCGACGGCAACCGACCUGUGGAUCGGCGAGCCCUUUGGCCACACCGAGGACGGCAGGGUGCAUUGCUGGCGCGUGGGGCUCGAGCGACCCGAGUGCUUUUAUGCGGCAAACUACAUGGGCCGUGCGCGCCUGGGACACAGCAUACUGGUUGCGUCUGGAAGCGGAGAAUCCGAGCUGCUUGUAGUGACUGCUCCGCACGACAGCCAAUUCUCAAGGCUAUCUGGGAGCGUCUUGCUUUUGCAGCAGCAUUGA
Messenger RNA from Kickxella alabastrina, 2652 nucleotides. RefSeq lists its product as uncharacterized. Gene Ontology annotation, cellular component: extracellular region; extracellular matrix. The transcript has a single exon. Gene Ontology annotation, molecular function: GPI anchor phospholipase D activity. Bases 1 to 2652 code for a protein of 883 amino acids. The record is from RefSeq and is a predicted model, not a curated record. NCBI's taxonomy places the organism in Eukaryota, Fungi, Kickxellomycota, Kickxellomycetes, Kickxellales, Kickxellaceae.